AGGCGCCCGACCGACUAUCUCGACGGCGUUCGGGGCGUCGCCUCGCUCGUCGUCUUCGUCUUCCACUGGAGUGCCGCGGCACAUCCAGAGAUCAAUUCAGGAUACGGCCAGGGAGACAACUGGAGUGUGCUGCAGCUGCCCUUCAUCCGCAUCUUCUUCAGCGGCGCCGCGAUGGUUGCCAUCUUCUUCGUCGUCUCUGGCUACGUCCUCUCCCAGCGCUGCAUCGUCCUCAUCCGCCAGCAGUCGCAUGGAGACCUGAUGAAGGCCCUCGCAUCGUUGACCUUCCGCCGUGCCAUGCGCCUCUUCCUGCCCAGCAUCGUGUCCUCCUUCCUCGCCUACCUCUGUCAGCGGGCCGGCAUGCUCCCCUUGCCCAAGAAGGGCUAUGAGCCCGGCUUCGUGAACGAUACGUCCAUGUAUUUCAGCUUCCUGAGUAACACGCUUCUGAACGUCUGGACCUGGAAUAUCGACUUCAAAGGCUGGUAUAAUCCUCAUCUCUGGACCAUCCCCGUCGAGUUCCGUUGCUCCAUGGUGCUCUUCCUAGUGGUCUUGGGGCUCUCGCGCUGCCGCACUCUGAUCCGCGUCAUCGUCGAAUGCGGCAUCCUCCUGAACUGCUUCCUCUACAGCCGGUGGGAUGUCGCCCUGUUCAUGGCGGGCAUGUUGCUCGCUGAGGCCACCGAGCACUAUGCCCCGCAAAAGAUGCAACAACCACACCCUCCUGUGGACGAGCUGGAUGAGAAGCCCCGCAACAAGUCCUCCUUCCGCUCCAAGGUGGUGACAUGCAUUCUCGUCCUCAACCUCAUCAUCGGCGUCUACCUGGCCGGCUACCCCCGCGACAACGCCAGCAAGACCCCCGGCUACGCCUUCCUCUCCACCCUCUGGCCACGGUCAAAGAGCUACAAGCGCCGUGUGUGGCACGCGUACGCCGCCAUGUUGAUUGUUUCAUCCAUCACCUUCCUCCCACGCUGCCAGCGCCCCUUCACGACCCGCUUCGCGCGCUACCUCGGCAAGAUCUCCUACGCGCUGUACCUGGUGCACGGCAUCACGAACCGCACGUUCGGCAAGGCGAUGCGCAAUUCCAUCUGGCGCAUCACGGGCAAGGAGGGCUGGUGGCGGUUCAACGGCGGCUGGCUCCUGACGACCGUCCUGUACGUCCCGAUCGUCUUCUGCGUCGCGGACAUCUUCUGGCGGGCCGUGGAUAUGACGGCCGUCAGAUUUGCGAGGGGCAUUGAGAAUCGA
Molecule: messenger RNA, 1236 nt
Organism: Amorphotheca resinae ATCC 22711
Lineage: Eukaryota; Fungi; Ascomycota; Leotiomycetes; Helotiales; Amorphothecaceae
Exons: 1
Biological process (GO): polysaccharide biosynthetic process
Cellular component (GO): membrane
Molecular function (GO): acyltransferase activity, transferring groups other than amino-acyl groups
Source: RefSeq, a predicted model, not a curated record